Messenger RNA from Magnolia sinica, 5502 nucleotides. Its product is annotated as myosin-6-like. The record is from RefSeq and is a predicted model, not a curated record. The transcript has 39 exons. Gene Ontology annotation, molecular function: ATP binding; microfilament motor activity; actin filament binding. Bases 396 to 4946 code for a protein of 1516 amino acids. NCBI's taxonomy places the organism in Eukaryota, Viridiplantae, Streptophyta, Magnoliopsida, Magnoliales, Magnoliaceae. Gene Ontology annotation, biological process: vesicle transport along actin filament; actin filament organization. Gene Ontology annotation, cellular component: cytoplasm; myosin complex; actin cytoskeleton.
UUGCAGUUGCAGGGCUUUUCUUCCACCACACAAAGGGGGGGCCGGUUUCGAGCGAUCGGAGCUGUUUGGAGAGAGCCUGCAACGCUUCCCAUGCGAUCAGACGCUUCAAGAUCCAUUACAAAACGAAAGAGAGGGGAAAAAUCACUAGCUUGAUUUUACGCUGAAAGAGAGAAGAUCAGAAAAUUCUCAUUUUUCAUUCUUCUUUCUGUUUUUCUUUCUUCUUCCCAGGGCAAAGAUCCGGCGUUCUUGUCGCCGGAAUUCUUUAUUUCAUUUCAUUUUUUUUUUCUAUUUUUGUUAUUUUUACGGGUAUUGGAUUGGAUCUUUGAGGCGGAGAAGUUGAUCGAGGGCGGCAGAUCGAGAAGCGGCUGAAAUUUCUGAUCAGAUCGAGCUCCGAUAUGGCUGCGCCAGUCAACAUAGCAGUAGGAUCGCUUGUUUGGCUGGUGGAUACUGAUGUUGCUUGGAUAGAUGGGGAAGUCUUGGAUAUCAAUGGUGAAGAAAUUAAGAUCAGCUGUACCGAUGGGAGGACGGUCAAAGCUAAUGUUUCCAAUGUCUAUCCAAAAGAUCCUGAAGCUCCCCCUUGUGGCGUGGAUGACAUGACAAAGCUGGCUUAUUUGCAUGAACCAGGGGUUUUGCAGAACUUAAGAGCUAGAUAUGACAUGAAUGAGAUUUAUACAUACACUGGAAAUAUAUUGAUUGCUGUGAACCCUUUUAGAAGAUUACCUCAUCUAUAUGACAGCCACAUGAUGGAACAAUAUAAAGGGGCUUCCUUUGGUGAGCUAAGUCCUCAUCCUUUUGCUGUGGCUGAUGCUGCGUACAGAUUAAUGAUGAAUGAAGGGGUAAGCCAAUCAAUUCUUGUAAGUGGAGAAAGUGGAGCAGGUAAAACGGAAAGCACAAAAAUGCUUAUGCGUUAUCUUGCUUACAUGGGUGGGAGAGCUGCAGCUGAGGGGCGGAGUGUGGAGCAGAAAGUUUUAGAGUCCAAUCCUGUUCUUGAAGCAUUUGGUAAUGCAAAGACUGUAAGGAACAAUAAUUCGAGUCGUUUCGGCAAGUUUGUGGAGAUUCAGUUUGACCAGAGGGGGAGAAUAUCAGGAGCUGCAAUCAGAACUUACUUGCUGGAAAGAUCCCGUGUUUGUCAAGUAUCUGAUCCUGAGAGAAAUUACCACUGUUUCUACAUGCUUUGUUCUGCACCGCGGGAGGAUGUUGAGAGAUAUAAGUUGGGAAACACGAGAACGUUUCAUUAUCUAAAUCAAUCAAACUGCUAUGAGUUGGAUGGAGUAGAUGAUUCUAAAGAAUACCUGGCAACUAGGACGGCAAUGGAUGUUGUGGGAAUCAGCUAUGAGGAGCAGGAGGCUAUAUUCCGAGUUGUGGCUGCUAUCCUUCAUUUAGGCAACAUUGAAUUUUCGAAAGGGAAGGAAAUAGAUUCGUCAGAGCCCAAAGAUGACAAGUCCUGGUUCCAUCUAAAAACUGCUUCUGAACUUUUCAUGUGUGAUGCAAAGGCUCUGGAGGACUCCUUAUGCAAACGUGUGAUUGUAACUCGUGACGAGACCAUAACAAAGAGUCUUGAUCCUGAAUCUGCAGCUCUCAGUAGAGAUGCUUUGGCGAAAAUUGUGUAUUCACGGUUAUUUGACUGGCUGGUGAAUAAGAUCAAUAGUUCGAUUGGUCAAGAUUCUGAUUCAAAGUUCUUAAUUGGAGUGCUGGACAUUUAUGGAUUUGAGAGUUUCAAGACAAACAGCUUUGAGCAAUUUUGCAUCAAUUUGACAAAUGAGAAACUCCAGCAACAUUUCAAUCAGCAUGUUUUUAAAAUGGAACAAGAGGAAUAUACAAAAGAAGAAAUUGAUUGGAGUUAUAUCGAAUUUAUUGAUAAUCAGGAUGUUCUAGAUCUCAUCGAAAAGAAGCCUGGUGGGAUCAUUGCACUUCUAGAUGAGGCAUGUAUGUUUCCAAGAUCGACUCAUGAAACAUUCGCUCAAAAGCUGUACCAGACAUUUAAAAAUCAUAAACGGUUAAGCAAGCCGAAAUUGUCGCGCACUGACUUCACCAUAUGUCACUAUGCUGGUGAUGUCACUUAUCAGACAGACUUGUUCCUUGACAAGAACAAAGAUUAUGUUGUUGCCGAGCAUCAAUCACUCUUGUGCGCUUCAAAAUGUUCCUUUGUUUCAGGUCUGUUUCCUCCCCUAACUGAGGAAUCAUCCAAAUCAUCAAAGUUUUCAUCGAUAGGCUCACGUUUCAAGCAACAACUGCAAGCUCUGUUAGAAACUCUCAGUGCCACUGAGCCACACUACAUUCGCUGCGUAAAACCCAAUAAUCUUCUUAAACCAGCAAUUUUUGAGAAUAUCAAUGUUCUACAGCAGCUCCGGUGUGGGGGAGUCAUGGAAGCAAUUAGGAUAAGCUGUGCUGGAUAUCCUACUCGACGAACUUUCUGUGAAUUCAUAGACCGUUUUGGCAUCCUUGCUCCUGAUAUUUUGGAUGGGAGCUGUGAUGAGGUUGCUGCUUGCAAGAGGUUGCUUGAGAAGGUUGAUCUCAAGGGCUAUCAGAUAGGUAAAACAAAGGUGUUUCUUAGGGCUGGUCAGAUGGCAGAACUGGAUGCCCGCAGAAGUGAAGUUUUAGGUAGAUCAGCUGCCAUCAUCCAAAGGAAAGUCCGUUCGUACUUGGCUCGCAGAACGUAUAUCUCAUUGCGACGGUCAGCAAUACAGAUUCAAGCUAUAUGCAGAGCACAACUUACACGGCAACUUUAUGAAAGCAUGCGAAGAGAAGCUGCCUGUCUGAGAAUCCAAAAGGAUUUGCGAAUGUAUCUUGCGAGGAAAGCCCAUAAAAACAUUCUUUCUUCAGCUGUUACUAUUCAAUCUGGUUUGCGUGGUAUGGCUGCUCGUAAUGAACUUAACUUCAGGCGGCAGACGAGAGCUGCAAUUAUGAUCCAGAGUCAUUGCCGCCAAUACCUGGCUCGCUUACAUUAUCUGAGGACAAAGAAGGCGGCAAUCACCACACAAUGUGCCUGGAGAGGAAAAGUUGCUAGAAGAGAGCUACGGAAUCUGAAGAUGGCGGCGAAGGAAACUGGUGCUCUCCAAGCCGCCAAAAAUAAGUUGGAAAAGCAAGUUGAAGAGCUUACAUGGAGGCUCCAGCUGGAAAAACGCAUGAGGGCGGACGUUGAGGAAGCCAAAACUCAGGAAAAUGCAAAACUGCAAUCUGCUUUACAUGAGAUGGAGCUUCAAUUCAAAGAAACCAAAGCAAUGCUGAUAAAGGAGCAAGAGUCUGCAAAAAAGGCAGCAGAGCAAGUUCCUGUCAUACAAGAGGUCCCAGUUAUCGAUACUGCAAUGAUGGAGAAGCUUACUGUUGAAAAUGAAAAACUCAAGGCUAUGGUGAGUUCACUGGAAAAGAAGAUUGACCAAGCUGAAAGAAGAUACGAAGAAACACACAAACUUAGUGAAGAAAGACUGAAGCAAGCUGUGGAGGCAGAGUCAAAAAUAAUUCAGUUGAAGACCACAAUGCAGAGACUUGAAGAAAAGCUCUCUGACAUGGAAUCUGAGGAUCAAAUUCUCCGGCAGCAGGCCUUGUUGAAUACACCUGUAAAACGCAUGUCAGAGCAUUUAGAAAUUCCAAGACCUAAGAAUAUGGAGAAUGGUCACCAUGAGACUGAAGAGCUUAAAGCCAAAACUGAGCUAAAUUAUACGUCUGCUAAAAAGGAUGAUCCAGAAUCCGAAAACAAGCUCAGGAGAUUCCAUAUUGAAAGACAACAUGAGAGUGUUGAUGCUCUUAUCAAAUGUGUGAGUCAAAAUAUUGGGUUCAGCCAAGGAAAGCCAGUUGCAGCAUUUACCAUAUACAAAUGUCUUCUUCAUUGGAGGUCAUUUGAAGCUGAAAAGACAAGUGUUUUUGAUCGUCUUAUUCAGAUGAUUGGUUCUGCAAUUGAGAAUGAGGAGAGUGAGAACAAUGAACAUUUGGCUUACUGGCUAUCAAAUAUGUCUACUUUGUUGUUUCUCCUACAAAAGAGUCUAAAAGCAGGAGGUGCAGCUGUAGCAACUCCAAGUCGGAAACCUCCCCCUGCAACAACAUUAUUUGGAAGGAUGACUCAGGGAUUCCGCUCUUCGCCUUCUUCAUCAAACCUUGCAGUAGGUGGACUUGAUGUCGUACGCCAAGUUGAGGCGAAGUACCCUGCCUUGCUUUUCAAGCAGCAGCUCACGGCAUAUGUGGAGAAGAUAUAUGGAAUGAUUCGUGACAACUUGAAGAAGCAUUUGUCGAAAUUGCUUCCGCACUGUAUUCAGGCUCCAAGAACAUCAAGGGCAAGCAUGCUUAAGUCAUCUGGGAGGUCUUUUGGAAAUCGCACAAGCAGUCACUGGCAAGGCAUUAUUGACAGCCUCAACGCUCUUCUUAAAACAGUGCAAGAAAACUUUGUGCCUCCAAUGCUCAUUCAGAAGAUCUUUACUCAGAUUUUCUCGCAUAUUAACGUACAACUCUUUAACAGUCUUCUACUACGCCGUGAGUGCUGUACCUUCAGCAAUGGAGAAUAUGUGAAAGCUGGGUUGGCUGAAUUAGAGCUAUGGUGUUGCCAAGUGGCAAAAGAUGAGUAUGCAGGUUCAUCUUGGGAUGAACUCAAGCACAUAAGGCAAUCAGUUGGGUUCUUGGUUAUACACCAGAAGUCUAGAAUUUCCUAUGAUGAAAUCACCAAUGAUCUCUGCCCUGUCCUGAGUGUCCAGCAGCUUUAUAGGAUAUGCACAAAUUACUGGGACGACAAAUAUGGCACUAAAAGUGUUAACGCAGAUGUCAUUAGCAGCAUGAGAAUACUGAUGACAGAGGACUCCAAUGAUGCUGCUAGUGAUGCCUUUUUGCUGGAUGACAACUCCAGCAUACCGUUCUCGGUUGAUGAACUAUCCAACACUAUUCAAGAGAAGGAUUUCUCGGAUGUCAAACCUGCGGCCGAGCUUCUCGAGAACCCAGCCUUCCAAUUUUUACUUGAGUGAGGCUGUUGAAGGGAUUCAAAUUUUUAUUUUAUUUUUAUCAGUGAAUAUCCACAACCACCCUGAGGCAGGUGGAAAUCUGUCCCUCAUGUAAAUCCAACCUCCAUUUUUCGCUUCAUGUUUUUCUAUAUUCAAGCCCAUUGCUGUAAAAUUAUUCUUUGCAUUUUGUUGUGUAAAGUCUCCUAGGGAAGGUGAAGGGGCAGGGAUGGAUUUUGCCAUGCCAGUGAGUGUGGUUUGUCUUCUAUUUUUUUUAUUUUAUUUUUAUUUUUCAUUUUUUUUUUUGGUCUAUCCCCGCUGGUGGGGAGGCAUUCUUUGUAGGUAAAAGUAAGCAUUCAGCCAUUAUAGUGUGUUUGGGAGAAUCCAUAUCCUUCUCCCCUUUUCUUUGUAAAGCCUUAGGAUACAAGGAACAGAUAUUUACACCUCUACAUCUAUUUUGUAGGAUUAUUAUUUUUUUCCUGGAGAAUUUAAUCGAGUGAAGUUUGUAAAUGGCACUUGGUUGCAUGUACUCCAUGCAUUGUAUUUGAUUGCUCUACAUCUAUGACAAGUUUUCUUUUGCUUC